UUUCUCUCUCUCUCUCUCUCUCUCUCUCUCUGCCCCUCCCACUUGUGCUCUCUCUCUCUCAAAUAAAUAAAUAAAUAAACAUUAAAAAGUUAGAGGAGGUCAUAGGGUGGGGCCCUCAUCCAGUAAGGGCUGGUAUUCUAAGUAGAGGAAGAGACACCAGAGUCUUCUCUCUCUCUCUCUCUCUCUCUCUCUCUCUCUCUCUCUCUCCCUCUCAAAAGCUCAUGCGCAGAGAAAAGGCCAUGUGAGAACCCAGCAAGAAGGCAGCCGUCUGCUAGCCAGGAAGGCAGUUCUCACCAGAAAUUGCAUCUGCUGGCACCUUGAUCUUGGACUUCCAGCCGCUAGAACUGUGACAAAAUAGAUGUCUGUUGUUUAAACCACCAAGUCUGUGGUAUUUUGUUACGGCAGCCCAAACUGACUAAUCCUUCCCCUCAGAGAGAGGAGAGCCAAGAGUGCACUGCAGCUCUGUCUGACCCAGUAAGUAGACAUGUCUGCCUCAAGCACCUCUGACUGCCUAGCAUCCCCAAAGGUACAGAGUUCCUCCCCCUUCCUCACCCCACACAUGCCUUGACCUCCUUGCAGGAGGCAAGAAAAGCGCACAGAGUUAGCGUGUCCAGGGAAGAAAAGGAAUCGUUACCAGUGAGAGGCCCCCACCCUCUCCUCCUCCGCCCCCUUCCUAGGCUCCUCAACAAGGCAGUGAUGGAAACAAUCGCCCCAUGGCCAAAGCCAGUGAGCCCUCCUCUCUCACAGGCCCUUGACAGCCAGCCCCCCAGAGAGAACACUUCCUUAAGCCCUUGCACCUGCCACUCCCCAACUGAAUAAAUAUUUGCAUGUGCUAGACACUGUACUUCUUUUUAUUCAGGUGACAAAUUUUUGUUAAUGUCCACUUGGCUGAGUGGCAGGGAUGGACAUGUAGCUUCUGACUUUGAAGAGGCCGGAAACCCACACAUAGGAAAGAGGACAGUAUCUCCAUUCAGAAGACAGGUCUAAAUCCCAAUCCCUUAAGAAAGGGCUAAACCAGCCCUGACUAGCCCCGUGACUUUGGGUGGUCACCUCGCCUGCCUGGGCAUCCAUUCAUGCCACUAAAAAUAAGAAUUGGAUAUGGCAGCUAACGUUCUUGCAACCUCUGACAUUUCAGAAACUUACAUAGUGAAGCACAGAAAAUGAUCUAAAUGAAGUCUUGCCAGGUAAGACAGCUUGAGAGGCCAGAAAUGUGCUGGAUAAAGACCCAGAGUGGCUCUCCAGCACAGGAAGACCUGGGACCCAGCCAUGGCUACCAACUCUUUUGUGGGCAAGGACACAGCCACUGCAGGAAUCAGAGCAGGCUCAUCUCCCUUGGAAGCCCUGGCCACCACACCCCUUGGCAGGUCUGAGCUACAAAGCACCCGGGGCCCCAGGAGCUGAGACCCACCCUGGCCGCUCAUCCUGAGAUGGCAAAUGGCACAUGUUCACUCAAGGAUCCCAUGUCACCACCAUCCCAGGUUCCCCGGAGAGGGCUCUGCAUCUCCCUAGCCCCAUGAUGAUUCCUCUCAUCACAUCAGAGGCUCCAGUUCUGACCCCAAGCACACUGGCCCCUUCCCUCCACAUGCCACAGGCCAGGGAGCCACGGCCCACCCACCUCCCUUUGAAUGGCAGCACUAUUCCUUUACCCUGGCUCAUCUUCCAUGCCUCCUCUUCCUCGCUUGCCAAAUCUUCAAUUGCCCAGAGAAAUGUGUCUCCCUUCACCCUUUCUUCCCACUUCCACUGUGCUCCCCACUCGCCUCCCAGACCUGCUUCAGCCUCUUUCCAGGGCUGCAUUCUCCCCAAACCACAAACUCUCCCUGUCCAACUCCCCUCUAAAGUACAGCCUGAACCAUGCACUCUUGCCCUCAAAAGAUCUCCUCUUACAGCGAUAUUACACAGACCUCCACCGCCAGCAUCUGAGGCCGUAAUGGGUUACAUUUUCUGCCUUCUCUCCCACCUGCCCCAGGGAGGACUCUGCACUUGGAUCACCAGGAAGACCCCGUGCGCCCAGACACACCCUGCACACUCCCGCUUCCAGGACUUUGCUUCUGCAUUUCCCCCUGCAGCAAUAUCGGGGCUCCAGAGCCGCCUUCAUGAAGGCCCCAUGGGCUCACCCCGCCCCGACAUCCCCAACUUUUCCUCCUCCCCAGGCCCUCUCCCCACUCCUGACUCUCAACCUGCACUUCUCCAUGCUCCUUUAUUUUAUUCUCCUUAGAUUUGUGUGCUUGCCUUACACACUACCCACCCCUCCAUCCUGCACAAAUGACAAGCUCCCAGUGGUGAGGCCAGCACCUUCCUCAUCGCUGGAUCCCCACACCCUGCAGACAGAGGCACUUAAGACCUAUCUGUUCCCUCAAGUGACACUGAACAACCCGUUCUCUGAAGGGAGAAGACAGGGGCGGGCUGCCAAGGUGGGCCGUGGAGGGCCUUGGCGCUGGCUGCUGCAUCGGAAGCCGGCAUCACCCACUCUGGGGACAGGUCUCCUCUGUCCAGCGCAGCUUGAUUGUACGUUUAUGAGUCAUGGUCACGAGGCCCACAGCAGCUUAAUGAGGGACAUUCUUUAUACACACACUCACACACACGCACAGACAUACAGACACAUCCCAGACAGGCAAGCCAUUUCCCGCCUAGAGAACAGAUUUAAGUCCCCAGGAGACAGGCGGGGAGAGGGGGCAGAGAUGUUCAGGCCCAAAUCUUACCUUGGCUUGCCCUCUCUGGGGAUUUAUGACCUCCCUUCUCCAUUUUCUCCUGCCUGGAGCAGGGGUGAGGUGGGGAGUGCUCUAAGAAGCAGAGGAGAGAGGCAGGAAGACAGGGUGGGAAGUGAGGGGUGGGCUAUUUGUGUCUCAGGCCUUAUAAAUAUUUCCAACUCUGUUCACCUGCAGGCCAAGAGCCUGGGCCAUCUGAUACAGAUUCCAGGUACCAGAGGCCAGCCAAACCUGUCUUCUCAGUGCCAACCCCAUUCUUCUCCCCUGAGGGUGGCAGGUAGCUCAGGGUGGCUGUGGGGGUCAAUGGGCCAUACCCUCCUCAGACCCUGCAUUCGUUUCCUGGGGCUCUGCUCUAACAAAGCACCACAAACUGAGGGCUCAACAACAGAAAUUAUUGUCUCAUAGUCCUGAGCCCAGAAGUCCAAAAUCAAGGUGUCAGCCCGGGGUUCCUCUGGACUAUGAGGGAGAAUCUCUUCCAGGCCUCCCUCCUAGCUUCAGGUAACCGUGGGCAUUCCUGGGCUUGUAGAUGGCAUUUUCUGUGUCUUCAGGCCAUCUUCCUCCAAUGAAUGUCUAUCUCUUGGUCCAAAUCCCCCCCCCCCUUUUUUUUUUUAUAAGGAAACCAGUCAUAUUGGAUUAGGGUCCUCCCUAAUGGCUUCAUCUAACUUGACCUUAUUUUCAAAUAAGGUCAUAGGUACUGAGUUAGAACUUCAACAUCUUUUUGGAAAAUACAACUCAACAUAUAGCAGAACCCACAGGUGGGAGCUGUUGAAGGUAUUUUAUUGUCCCUACCAAAAUAAUAAUAACUAUAAAAGGACUGACCCUCAUGGGCUUACCAUGUGCCACAUACUAUCAUUAGCAUGGAUAACACCACUAUGAAGUUACUUUUAUUAUUUCUACUUUCUGAUGAGAAAGCUGAGGCUCUGAGAGGUUAAGGAACUUACCCAAGAUCUUACAGCUGAUGCAUGACAAAGCCAGAAUUACAACCUAGGCAGUCCUUAGCUACUGCACUACAAUAAUCAUAUCCUGCGAUGUGAGCAUGUCACUAUGACACCGACUCCUAAAUCCAGGGCCUGGGUGUGGUCCACACUGGCCAUUGGCCUGAACUAUGGAGAGAGUUCCCACUGGGCAACUGCCCCCUGCUCUCAGACUCAAGCUGCCACCCAAGAGUGGGCACAAGUCUACAGUGGGCGAUGUCUUGGUAGGGGGCGUUCUGAGUGGGCAAGUGGAGAGCAGCAGGCAGGGGGUGCACAGGACAGAUGGAGCCUGCCGUGUCCCUUUGUGGGCCCUCCUUACCUACUCUGGGAUGAGCACAAGAUCAUACCACAUCAAACCCAACUGCUAUGCUAUCGUGGAAGAUACUUAUUGAUUUGUCCAGAAGCUUUGUAUUUAAUGGGGGAAGACUGUGCAAGGGAGAUAAAGGUGAGAAAUUUCUCCUCGUCCAGCAUCCCUGGCUACAGCUGUGGAGCCUCCGGCAUUCCAUCCUCUUUCCAGAUUUUCCAGGAGAAGAUACCAAGCAAAAGUAAUGAAAGAAAAAAAAAAAAGACUGCAGGAGAAUGCAGGCUGGAACCUGUCCUACAGAGUUAUUCUAGCACUGUGCUAAGCCAUUUAUCGAGCCGUGUUUGGGGCUAAUUGCUGGUGAUAAGAGCAACAUAAAUAUACCGAGCCACAGCCUUGCCUGACAAGAUUUUAUAUACCAACCACCAACCAAGUUCUCUUCCCAUUACACGCCUGCAAUAAUUUUUAGUGGCCAUCACUCUUUACUGAAUCACCACAAUAAACCCUUUCGAUAUAAACAACUCGCCUUUCAAUAUAGCCAUAAAUCAGACUCAGUGUCAUCCCCAUGAUCCCUGUGCUGAUGGAGGGAGACUCAGGGCAGUAGUUCUGAGCCCUGGUGCAUGUCAGACGCACCAGGAGGAUUACAAGAUGCGGAUGCCCUGCACCGACGCCCCCCCCCCCCCGCCCACCCUCCCUUCCCCCAGAUAAGCCUGGAUACCAGAGUUAUGUAAAAAGUCCUAGAUGUGUCUUCACUUCCCACAUAUUAAGCUCUGUUGGGUUACUUGAGGUUAACCCACCCAGAGAGCUGAAGUCUUAGCCCUGGGAGUUUGAGGUGAAACAAGGAGCUGACACACGCACUGUAAUGCACGGCAACCAGCUAUAAGAAGUUUACAACAUGUUACGGGAACUGCUGUUUCAUGGGACUGCUCUCAAAGGAAUGAAGAAUAAUUUUUGGAAUUUGUGUAGUUAUCCAUGCCCAUAUUUAUUACCCUUACAGUUAUACUUGCUUCCUGGUGAGUCUCUGGGGUCUUCCCCACACGUUACAGCUGGAAAGGAAGAGUGAGGAAGGCUCGGGAAGCAGGAAAAGACACCAGAGGAAAGAUAAGAAGAAGACACGGGAUCAAGGAUGGGGUCAGGGGGGCAAAUGGGUGCAGGGGCCCCACCUGACAUCACCAGAGAGACCAGUGGGAAAUCCAAGAGAGGGAAGAGGGUACAGAUGAAAAGCAGUGUUUCCUAAGGCCACGACCGCAGGCACAUGGUCCCCUGCCAGUGGAGGACAAGCCCGUCCCGGUCCAGGGAGAGAGCACCAUGAGGGACUCCUCUUGGCCAAGUCAGAAAUCCCUGUGGGACCUGAGAAUGGGAACUGUCUGCCUUCUUCCCACGAUGCUGGGCAAGUAGGAAUCGGAAAGUCAAUAGCAGUCAGUAAGUAUUCAGGUAUUAAAACAGACCCCUGCCUUCAGAAAGCUGACUGUCAAGUAGAAAGAUAGGCGAACACGCCCAGACACAUUGCAAACCAGCAUAAGUGUUACAGAGAAAAAGAAGAGGAUGCUUCUGAUUUAGAUUCACAGGGUCCAGUGUUGCAAAGGCAGGGCCCCUGGAGGGGCACAAGCCUGCCCUGCUCACUGGGGUUCAGCUCUGGCACUGCUCCUUUGGCAGCCUCCUCAGCUGAAUGUCAAGGCCAAGGUACUGCCUGCUGGUGGUACCGACUGAGUACCACCUCAGUCUGGUGCAGACGGGUCCCUCCCGUGCAGCAGGGUGAAUGAAAUGUUUACAGGAAAAGGGACUUAGCCAGAGGAAGGCUGGGGACUUGGCUAAGCAAAUAAGUACCUUUCCCAUCCCUCAAAAGAAGAUGUAAAAAUAAAAUCUUGAAAAUCCUGGGGUGCCCGGGUGGCUCAGUCAGUUAAGCCACCUGGCU
This is a messenger RNA of Leopardus geoffroyi (Geoffroy's cat), 5895 nucleotides long. RefSeq lists its product as uncharacterized. Bases 2094 to 3110 code for a protein of 338 amino acids. The record is from RefSeq and is a predicted model, not a curated record. The transcript has 4 exons. Lineage: Eukaryota; Metazoa; Chordata; Mammalia; Carnivora; Felidae.